Plutella xylostella (diamondback moth) is the source of this 6746-nucleotide messenger RNA. The record is from RefSeq and is a predicted model, not a curated record. Lineage: Eukaryota; Metazoa; Arthropoda; Insecta; Lepidoptera; Plutellidae.
UGCAGGAAUCAACUUCCUCACAAAGCUCAGGUCACGCAAAAAGAAUUGAAGAAUCAGGACAUAAAGUAAAUCCACUUGCUAUUGCCAGCCCGGUAAAAAGCAACCCUAUAGGUACUACUGGCAGGGUGGUGUUUCCAAUAUCUGUGUUCGGAUCUUCGGAGGGUGUCUGUCACGCGAGCAGGCUGCGGCCAGGGCGCCUGGCACUGGGCGGGCCAGUGCGCGGCUGGGCGGCUGGCGCGGAGGGCGGGACACGCAGCUUGGCUGGAGAUACUGACACGAUGCCGUUGCCUGCAAGAGAGGGUUUGACUACGCCGAGGAGCGCUCGGACUCCGAUAGGCAGGAGGACAUCCACGCUGCCACAUCAGCGUUUGAAGAAGGAGAAAUCGUUGGAUAGUCCACCGGAAAUGGAUUCACCAGUCGGAAGUCACACCAUAGACUUACGCAGGCAGAAUGAAGAACUUCGUGCCAGAUUGGCUGGUGAAGCAGCUGAUCACAAACGUAGACUCGAUGCUUACCGUCGAGCUCAACAAGGGCAAGCUGCAUUGGUUUCAAGACUUCAGUCAAAGGUUCUCCAAUACAAACAGCGAUGUUCGGAGCUGGAAACCCAGCUGGAGUCGACUCCUCGCAGCGAGGUAUCAUCGUACCGGGCCGGGCCGAGCCGCGCGGCGCCCGCUCUCCCCGCCGCCUGCGCCGCCGCCGCCGCCGCCGCCGCUGAGAGGAUCGAGGAUCUGGAGACGGCGCUGCGCCGUCUGGAUGAGGAGAAACGCAAGUGUGAGAAACUGGUAGCACAGAACAACUCUCUCCGCGAUCAGCUCGAGGAGUCCCACCAGCUGAACGAGGCACUCACCAAUGACUUGCAGAAGCUGACCAACGACUGGGAGGGGCUGCGGGACGAGAUGUCCUUCAAGGAGGAUGAGUGGAAGGAUGAGGAACAGGCCUUCAACGAAUACUACACCGGCGAGCACAACCGCCUCCUCAACCUGUGGCGCGAGGUGGUCUCGGUCAAGCGGCACUUCUCCGACCUGCAGACCAGCACGGAGCGGGACGUGCUGCGCAUGAAGAGUGACCUGGAGUCCGCUGCUAGAGAGCUGGUGGGGACAUUGAGCGGGUACUCUAUACAUGCGCUUGCUAGUCAGGGGAUGAAGGGCAUCCAACCCGACGCCUCCACCCCCCACCCCGCGCUCCCAGGCCUCCCCGCCACCCCCGCGGCCCUCGAGUCUCUGCGAGUAGAGCUGAGGAACACCAGCUCGCAGCGCGACGCGGCCGCGGCGGAGCUGCGCGAGCGAGACAGCAGGAUACAGAAGCUUCUAGUGGAACUGCAGGGAUUGGAGGAGCGCUGCGAAAGGGCCGAAGUGAUGUGCGCGGAAGCGAACAUCACACGCUCAGCUCUGGAAGAUAUCGCGCGAGCGCUCAUACAGGACUCUGAAGCUGACGCAGCUCCGUCGCACAACCUGCUCCUCUCUGACAGGUCACCUAAACGAGCUGUGUCUCAAGCGGCCGCGACAGCCUUCGCCGAGAGCACGAUCUCCGCCGUUCAAGCUGCUCUGCACAAGUACCAGAUACAGAUACACGAGCUGCAGGUGAAACUACAAAACAGCAGAGAGCAGUUGAUGUCCAGCAGGAAGCACUGUGAGACGGCGGACGCCACUGUCGCCUCCUUGGAGCACAAACUACGUGAACUUACCAACAAGCUAGACGAAGCGAACGCGGACAUCAACCAGCUGACGCAGGAGAAGGACUCUCUGCAGAAGAACGUGGAGUCUCUGCGAGCUGAUAAGAACAACCUGGAGAGGAACCGCCUUGAAGUUAAUGCUAUGGUGGAGAGUCUCUCAUCAGACUACGAGAAGCUGCAGAAGAUAAACGGCCGUCUGGAGAAGACAAUAGAGUCGCUGGAGAACGAGAAGAAGAACUUGCAGGGAGAGAUCGACCAACUGCACCGGGAAGCCGCUAAUAGGGAGUCUGUUCUCAGGGCGGAAGAGGAGCAAUCAUCGCAACUCCGCAGCUCGCUAGCCCGCGUGCGGUCCGAGCUGCACGCGAGUUCGCUGUGCCGGGACCUGCUCGAGCAACAGCGGGACGAGGCCGCCGCGCUCCGACACCAGGCCGUGACACACAACAACGAGCUGCAAUCGGAGCUAGAACGCGUGUUAGCUGAGCGGACCGAGCUGCAAGCUUUGGCUGACCGGCUGCAGGCCGCGCUGAGGACCCUGGAGGACGAGCAGAGGACACUGCUGGACGAGAACAAACGGCUAGAAGAAGAGAAAUCGUCGAUCAGCAACCAGUCGUCCGACCAGUUGGGCGAUCUCAACUCUCUUCGCAAAGAGAUAGUGUCGGCUGAGCAACAUCGGAUGGACUUGGAGGCCGACAAGGCGUCUCUGCAUGAGAAGAUCAAGUUUAUGGACGCGGAUAGGGAGAAACUCGAGAUGGAGUUGCGACAGGUUGUCAGAGACCGCGGCGAGCUAACCUCCCAGCUCACAGCCAUGGCUCGUAAGAAGGAUACACUCAAUGAAGAGAUAAUGCGCUUGCAACAGAGAUUGGAGCAGGCUAACGAGACCAUAGGCCGGCUGAAUAGAGCCUUGGAGGAUCAUGUGAAGGAUGGGGAGGAGAAACAGAUCCUAAUAGACACGCUAGACAAAGACAAGCAACACCUAGCGGAACAACUAGCCGCAUUGCGCAGUGAGAAGGAUGCACUGGAAGCGACGCUAUUCGACACUUGCACGCUAUUGGAGGAGGCUGAUGCGGCGCGCAAGAAGCUGCAGAAAGAGACGCAUGCGCAGGCCGUGUUGAGCAAGGGUCAAAUAGACAACCUGACCCGCGACCUGGAAGCCACAGAGAAGAAGCUCCGCGACACCCGCAGCAGCCUGCAGCAGCAGUCGGGCAAGAAGGAGGCGGAGUACCAGCAACUCAUCGCCAACAUCAACCGCUCCUCCGCGGAGAACAUCACCAAGCUCAAGGAGGAAAAGGAGCAACUCCGCCAAGCGCUAGAGCAGAAGCUCAGCCAAACUAUAAUCGCACUGACGAGCGAGAAGGAAGGCGUGGAGGCGGGCGCGAGGGAGCGGGAGAAGAAACUUCUAGCGGCGCGAGACGCCAUGAUAUUGCAACAUGAUGAGGCGCUGUUGAGGGCUGAGAAUGACAAGCAACAGGCGUUGCUUAUGGCCCACCAAGAGCACCAAGCCAUUCUAGAGCGUCUAGAAGAGUCCAACCGAGCUCUAGACAUAGAGCAGAACAAGCUAGAGCGCAUGCGUCGCGACGCGCAGGCCAGGGCUGAUCAGGACAGGAACACGGCUAAUCAGCUGAAGGACGAACUGGCUAAUAUGAAGGCCAGGCUUGAGGAGGCUAAGGCAGCAGCAGAAGAUGAAAGUCUUCGGUACGAGAACCGAAUCAAAGAGCUGCAUCUCGAGAAGGAGGCCGUGAACAGAGAAUGCACGGAGAUCCGAGCUCAACUAGCACUGGCUGAAGACAAGUUCGAUACUACCCUCGCGCAACUGCACGAGACUGUCAGGAAACUGAAGGAAUUGGAGAACGAAUCCGACAGUCUCCGCAAAGAACUCACCGACGUCCGCCGUCAACUGAGCAACUGCAGUGCGGAGAGAGACAAGUACAACAGCAGUUGCCGCGAGCUGAGAGAGCACGUGAAGAGAGCGGAGGCGGAGAGACGCGACACCGCGAGAGCGCUGGAUGACGCCUUCCAGAAGAUUGCAGCGCUAGAAGAAACCCGCACCUCACUAGAACUCGAACGCACGCGUCUCCAGAACCAGCUGAAAGAAUCUGAAAGCGGCGGCGAACACAUCACUAGAGAGCUGAAGACUGUCGAGGCUCAACUGAAGCGGGAGCGGGCGGCGCUGCAGCAGGCGCAGCAUGAUGCCAAGGAGUUGCAGUCCAGGCUCCAAAACGAGUGCGAAGAGCGCGAGCGCUGCGCCGCCGACGCGGGCGCCGCGCGACGUCACGCGGCCGAGCUGGAGGCCAUGCUGGGCUGUGCUCGAGGGGAGCUGGCCGCGGCCCGGCAGCGCGCCGCUGAGCUGGGCGACGCUUGCAGUGCUAGGGACCAGGAGUUGGUACUACGCAUGGAGGACUGUCGCUCGAAGGAGCGUCGUCUAGAAGAGCUGAAGCACAACUUGGAGGUGUGCCUCGCUGAUGCAACUCAACAGAUACAGGAGUUGAAGGCCCGUCUCGGCGGGAGCGAAGGCCGUUGCCGCGCUCUCGAAGCUUCCUUAGCCCAUCUGGAAGCAGGCAAGCGCGACGUGGAAGCGAAACUGAGCUCUAUCGCGCACACAUUACGUCGCAUUUGCGGUGUCCACCCCGACGGGUCGGUGCAGGCGGCCGCUCGACGCCGAUUGGCCAGUCCGGCCAGGAGAUACAGUCCGCAUAGGGGUCGCGACCACUCAGAAGACCGUAACGACAUAAUCGACGUGGACCCCGACCUGAUCAAGAAGGGGGUUCGCAACCUCAUGCACGAGGUGUGCCAGAUCGAGCGGGAGAAGGACGACUACAAAUCCCAGCUGGCGGAGUUCAAAAAGCAACUCAAAGAGCAGCAGGGUAAAGGCGACAAUAAGAUACAGUCGGUGACUGCCAGUCUUAGAAACGUUCAAGAGGAGAAGGCUCGACUACAGAGCGCCGUCGCCGCUAAAGAUGCUCAGAUUAAUGCACUGAAUGAAUCCGUCCAAACGAAGUCUGUGGAGAUCAGCACUAUAAGGGACAAGGUCACCAGCCUCGAAGCUUCUCUCACCUCUAUUUCUGAGGAGAAACUGCAAUUUGAGAACAAAGCGGAAUCCCUGCGCAUACAACUAUCCGAGCGGAUCCAAGAAGCCACAGAAUUACGCACCGCACUGCAGAGCUCAGAACAACGGUGCGCGCGCCUCGACGUGCGCAGAGCCUCGCUGGAGGGAGACCUGCAGAGAGCGAGGCAGCUGCAGGGCGAGCGAGCGAGGCAGAUGCAGCAACUUCAAGAGCGCUGCGACCAGGCCGCGAAAGCAAUCGCAUCGCUAGAAGACCGCUGCACGUCCCUGAAAGGAACAGUCGAACAACUAUCCACAUCUUUACAAAAAGCCGCCACAGCCGAAUCCGACCUACGCAGCGAAGUAAACCGCCUAACUAGACAACUAGCCGAAGCUAAGAACAACGAGAAUAACGCGGUAGAUAAGCUGAGACAGUUGCAGAAAUCCGUGACUAAUUGCGAGAAUGAGAAGCGGGUUUAUAGCGAGAAGCUGGAGAGUGCUAAGACAGCGCUUAGCGAGCUGAAACGGUUGAACGCGACGCUUGAAGAUCAAGUGCAUCGGUUGACCAAUCAGCUGGCUAAUGUUGAGGUUCAGAGGUCCGGGCUGGAGUCCCAGCUGCGCAUGACGACGUGGGACGGCAAGGAGAGCGUCGACAGCGAGCUGGAGAGAGAGCUGCAUGCGCUACAGAGAGAGCGAUCGGAGUUAAAAGCGAAAUGCGACGCCCUACAAGACACAGUGCGCAAGAUGGAGGCGGAGCGCCGCAUGAACUGCACCACCAUAAGGAGCAAGAGCCACGACAGGACUGAGAAGUCUGUCUACUACUCUGAUAUAGAUUCUGGCCCAGACUCGGCUAAAGACUCGUCGCGCUGCUACAAAGACUCGAUCCUGAAGCGCGAGCGACCGACCCACGACAAGUCAUUCUCGGCGGAGCUGAGCCUCUUGGAGAUAGAGAAUAGGGAGCUCAAGAUGAAGAUACGCAGGCUGGAGAAGGAACUCGCUGAUAAGGAAUCCGAGCUCUCACUCAUCCGCGACCGCUUCCUCAACGACUUAUCCACCACGUCCCCGCGACACGACGACGCGGAGAGGUACCGGCAGCUGCUGCAGGCGCGCGAGGCGAGCCACCGCCAGCUCGCGCGCAGCCUGGAGACCCAGGUGGCGCAACUCCGGCAGCAGCUCAACGCGGAGGUGCGCCGGCGGCAGGCCUACGUCAGCCGCAGCGGCCGCGCCGCCCGCGACGUGCAACGCCUGCGCGCCGCGCUCGGGGACUCGCUGUCUGCCGUCGCGCAGGAUCCAGCGCUGGACUCUUACACCCUGGAGCAUGAAGCAAGGAAGCUGGACAGCACACUAGCUCAUAGUCUACCGCCGCUCAACGACAGCUAUGACUCCUCCAAAUAGAAACACCUCCGUUACUGGCUAGAUGUAGAGCAAGUUAUGACGUCCCUCAUUUAGACGGGUAAUGUUUUGAUAACAACGCCAUCUUGUGGCGAAAUGUACAACUAGAAGAUGUUACUUUAGUAGGAAAUUACUGUUUUGGUGCAACGGUUAAUUAAUUAUGUUGUGUUUAUGAAAACACAAUAGUUAUUGCAUUGCACAAUUUGAUAGUUGUGCUUAAAUGCAAAGGAUUACGCAUUCGCAGUUAUUUACGGAUUAAUAACUCGUAAAGAAUUCAAAUAUAUUACCUAUUAGGUCACCAUAGAAUGAUGAUUCAUUAAAAUACUACUAACAGUACAAAAAUAAGGAAGUACCUAUCUAUACAAUAAGCGGAAAUGUUAAGCAUGUUGACCGUACUAUUUAUUUUGGCAUCGGGUUAAUCACUUAUUUAUUUAUAAGUAAAUAAAAAACAAAUAUGAAGGAAAUUUUGCAUACAUAAUUAUGCAAGUAAUCACGCAUAGUCUUUAUUGUCAUAAUAAUUAUGUACCUACUUACGUACCUAUAUCAAACGUACCGAUGUGCGUCAUGCUCACUACAAAUUUUGUAUGAAUACCUUAAAGGUGAGGUUUAAUUUCCACAAUCGAUUACUUUUUAAAAUGGGGA